AUGGCAUUUCUCAAGAGGAAAAGACAGGACGACGAGGCACGCUUUCCAAAAUCAGAGGAGCAGAAGUCGAGAAACAAAAGGGUCACCUCGCCACACUGCACCCCACCCUCGGUGGAAUUUCACAUCUCACGAACUGCCUCCCCGUCACAGGACCGAGUAUCAUCGAAGCGCCAACGACUGAGUCCAGUUGUACAGUCAAACGCACCAGAAAGCAAACGUUUCCGCAAAGCCCACAGCCCAACUGCCUUUGUACCGAUUCGUCCGACGAGCUCCGAUAGUGAAGGCUUCCUGGAAAAGUUCACGACCGACGCACUCUUACAUGGAGUCGACGAAUUUUCCCACGGACCGCGGAGAUAUUACUCAUUGAAUGACUUGAAGAGGAUAGCCAUCCAGGUGGCUACAGACCUGACUGGCACCGAGGGUGCUUGUCAUCAUGAUAUAGACAUCACGGGCGAUGUCCAAGCGUCGACCAGUCAAUCACAUAUGUCCAUUCUGGCCACGUCGAGGGAAAAGCGAGACUCGCUUCGUCCUACCACGCCGUGGCACCCGCAGAACCUGUAUCAUACUGCAGAGGGUGGCAGCGGUGUGAGAUCGGAGCGUCCGAGCGGACCGCACAACCGAAUGCUUCCGUGUUCGGACAAGGGUGGCGAGGGCGAGCAAGAUAUUGAACGAAGCCCGUCCCGGGAGUCUGCGACCAUAAAGCAGCUUGCUAGCCCUGUCUACCACUGUCAAGUUUUUGGGAAUGACUUUGUGGAAAAGCCGGGACCAUCUUGCCAUGUUGACGACUCGGAAAAUCGACUUGGGGACGGCCAGGUCUCUCUUCAUGCAGACGCUCAUCCCGAGUUACGUCUUUUACCAGCAAUGCCCGAUGUCGCCGGAAACUGCAUCGGUGAGAGCAAGGCACUUCAUACUACUAAUGCGGACACAUACGAGUUAGAUGAGUUCGACACAGAACUAUUGCGACUGGGGACUGAGUUGGCGCAAUCGGGCACCAUGGCCGAUCCGCUGCAGAUCGACAUCGGGCGCAUGACUCGGUCGAAGGGCGGCAUAUACGCAACGUACCAAUGGACAAUUCCUUGUUCCAUGAUUGCCAGGAAUUAUCUCCAUGGAAUCGUCAUGUGUCUCAGGAUCACACAGAGGGAUUCUCGGGAUUUCCUCGGCGACAUGUUCUAUAUUGAUCUUGAAUAG
Messenger RNA from Fonsecaea nubica, 1188 nucleotides. RefSeq lists its product as hypothetical. The record is from RefSeq and is a predicted model, not a curated record. The coding region runs from base 1 to 1188 and encodes 395 amino acids. The transcript has 3 exons. NCBI's taxonomy places the organism in Eukaryota, Fungi, Ascomycota, Eurotiomycetes, Chaetothyriales, Herpotrichiellaceae.